Messenger RNA from Molossus molossus (Pallas's mastiff bat), 3331 nucleotides. RefSeq names its product gem nuclear organelle associated protein 4 (gene GEMIN4). NCBI's taxonomy places the organism in Eukaryota, Metazoa, Chordata, Mammalia, Chiroptera, Molossidae. Gene Ontology annotation, cellular component: SMN complex. Gene Ontology annotation, biological process: spliceosomal snRNP assembly; rRNA processing. The record is from RefSeq and is a predicted model, not a curated record. The transcript has 2 exons. The coding region runs from base 2 to 3175 and encodes 1057 amino acids.
CAUGGACCUAGGGCCCUUGAAUAUCUGUGAAGAAAUGACUGUUUUGCAUGGGGGCUUUUUGCUGGCUGAGCAGCUGUUCCACCCCAAAGCACUGGCAGAAUUGACAAAGUCUGACUGGGAGCAUGUUGGGCGGCCCAUUGUGGAGGCCUUGAGGGAGAUCUCUGCCUCACCAUGCUCCCAGUCCUUUGCCUGGAAGAGGAAAGCUCUGGUCAUCAUCUGGGCCAAGGUCCUUCAGCCCUACCCUGUCAUUCCAUCUGACACUGAAACUCGGUGGCAGGAAGAUGUGUUCUUCUCUGUAGGCAACAUGAUCCCUACCAUCAAUCACACAGUCCUUUUUGAGCUGCUCAAGUCCCUGGAAGCUUCUGGACUCUUUAUCCAGCUCCUGAUGGCCCUCCCCACCACUAUCUGCCGUGCAGAACUAGAGCACUUUUUGGAGCACAUGGCUAUUGACACUUCUUCAAAGGAUGUGGCCUUUUUCCUUGAUGUCUGGUGGGAAAUGAUGAAGCACAAGGGCAGUCAGCAGGACCCCCUGCUCUCCCAGUUUAGGACAAUGGCUAAUAAGUACUUGUCCUCUUCAGAUGAGUUCUCCCACCCUCCAAAGAGGUUUAAGUCAGAUCCGGAUGUGUGUCCUACUAUGCCUCUGUUGGCCAUGCUACUCACUGGGCUGAAGCAAAUCCAAAAUAGAAUCCUGUGUCCCGGGAUGAAGUGCUGUGCGUUAGCUAACUUAGCUGACAUGCUGACUGUGUUUGCACUGAUGGAGGAUGACCCUCAGGAAGUGUCCGCGACUGUGUACCUAGACAAACUGGCCACAGUGAUCUCCGUAUGGAAUUCGGACACCCAGAACCCAUAUCAUCAGCAGGCACUGGCAGAGAAGGUAAAGGAGGCAGAACGGGAUGUCAACCUGAGCUCACUGGCCAGGCUCCCGAAUGAAACUAUUUUUGUUGGGUUUGAGUUCAUGCGCAGCCUGCUGCGGGAGUGGGGGGAGGAGCUGCAGGCCAUGCUCAAUAGCAGCCACGGGACAAAUUAUGAUAGCUACCGGCUAUGUGACAGUCUGACUUCCUUCAGCCAGAACUUGAAGCUCUACCUGGAUACCGCCAGUUUGUCCAAGGAGGAGAGGCAGGUGGUUUCUGAACUGGCAGAGUGCGUUGGGGAUUUCCUGAGAAAAACGAACAAGGUACUAAACAAGGGCUUGGAGAAGGACAUCACUGCCUCGAUCGCCAUGGCCAUUAUUGAGCAAAAGAUGGAUCGGCAUAUGGAAAUGUGCUACAUUUUUGCUUCUGAGAAGAAGUGGGCCUUCUCGGAUGAGUGGCUAGCCUGCCUGGUUAAUAACCAGGCUCUCUUCCGAGAGCCAGAUUUGGUGUUAAAGCUGCUGGAAACAGUAGUGGAAGUCAGCGCAACAGACAGAACCAUCCCCGAAUCUCAGAUCAAACAAGUGAUCGACUUGAUCCUGGAAUGUUACACAGGCCUCUCACUGCCAGAUAAAAAUAAAGUCCUCUCGGGUGUCCUGGUUUCCUGGGGGCGAAAGGGCCUCUCUGAGAAGUUGUUGGCUUACUUGGAGGGGUUUCAGGAAGACCUCAACACGACUUUUAACCAGCUUGCACAGAGUGCUUCCGAUCAGGGCUUAGCUAAGGCUGUCACUUCUGUGGCCCGCCUGGUCAUACUGCACCCAGAGAUCACAGUGAAGAAAAUGUGUAGCAUGGCUGUGGUCAAUCUCGGUACCCACAAGUUCCUGGCUCAGAUUCUUACCGCCUUCCCUGCCCUCAAGUUCACGGAAGAGCACGGUCCAAAUCCAUCCACCACUUUCAUUUUGUCAUGCCUCCAAGAAACCGUCUGGACAAAAUUCUCUACACCCAAGGAAGAAAAACAGUUUUUGGAGCUCCUGAGAUAUCUGAUGAAUCCUGUGAAGCCCCAAGGGAUUCCAGUAGCUGUUCUUCUUGAGCCAGAUGAGGUGCUGAGGGAAUUCGUCCUGCCUUUCUUGAUGCUAGAUGUUGAAGAGGUAGACCUCAGUCUGAAGAUCUUCAUCCAGACCCUCGAAGCAAAUGCCUGCUUAGAGGAAUACUGGCUCCAGACCUGUUCUCCAUUCCCCCUCAUCUUCAGUUUGUGCCAGCUCCUGGAUGGCUUCAGCAAAUACUGGCAACUCCCCAAGGAGAAACGCUGCCUCUCCCUGGAUGGGAAGGAUCUGGUGGUCCGUAUCCUAGAGCGCCUAUGUGAGAUUGUAUUAGCUAAUGCCGAGACCUUCUCCCCAGACACCUGGAUCAAAUCCCUGUCCUGGCUUCACCGGAAGUUGGAGCAACUAGACUGGACUGUGGGCCUGAGACUGAAGAACUUCUUUGAGGGCCACUUUAAGAGUGAGGUGCCAGCCACCCUUUUUGAGAUCUGUAAGCUUUCUGAGGAUGAGUGGACCUCCCAGGCCCACCCUGGGUAUGGGCCAGGCACAGGGCUCCUUGCCUGGAUGGAAUGCUGCUGCAUCUCCAGCAGUGUCUCUGAGAGGAUGCUCUCCCUCUUGGUGGUGGGUGUGGAUAACCCUGAGGAGGUCAGAUUGUUCAGCAAAGGCUUUCUGGUAGCCCUGGUGCAAGUCAUGCCUUGGUGCAGCACCCAGGAGUGGCAGUACCUUUUCCAGUUGACCAGGAGACUUUUGGAGAAACAACUCCUGCAUGUCCCUUAUAGCCUGGAAUAUAUUCAAUUUGUUCCUCUGCUCAACCUGAAGCCCUUGGCCCAGGAGCUCCAACUCUCCGUACUCCUCCUGAGAGCUUUCCAGUUUCUCUGCAGCCAGAGUUGUCGUAAUUGGCUUCCAAUGGAAGGCUGGACCCAUGUGGUCAAACUCCUCUGUAGCAGUCUCACCAGCCUCCUAGACUCAGUUAGGUUGAUCCAGUCAGUUGGCCCUUGGGCCCAAGGACAAGAACAGGACCUGACCCAGGAAGCCCUAUUUUUUUAUACCCAGGUAUUCUGUCAUGUUCUGCACAUCAUGGCCAUGCUCCAUCAAGAGGUGUGUGAACCUCUCUACGUUUUGGCCUUGGAAAUCCUCACCUGCUAUGAAACCCUGAGCAAGACCAACCCCUCUAUUAGCGCCUUACUCCAGAAGGUAAAUGAGCAACACUUCCUAAAGUCCAUUGCCAAGAACAUUACCCCGGAGGAGCGGCGCCAAACCCUGCUGCAGAAGAUCAGCAACUUCUGACCUUAAUAGAUCAGAAAACAGCUGGGCUUCCACUGCACGAGGUCUGUAGGGGUUGGAGCCGAGAAACAAGACUUAGUUAUGUGAAUGUGUGCACAAACUAAAAAGUAUAUGGCAAUAACAGUGUAAAGAAAAUAGUUUCUUGGGUAUUUGUAACAU